AAAAUACGAAGAAUCGAAUUAGUAUGCGACGGAGUUUCCCCCGCGUUUUCGUGCUGGAAUACCUCUGACUCCAGGAGCGGAUUUACGAUAAGGCUAGAUAAGUUUAAUCAAGACGAUAACGAAUCAUUUAUAAGAACAGGAAGUUUGUUAAAUCUUCAUACCUAUAAUCAAGCUAUGAACGAUACUUUAGUAGUUCAAGGACGACGUUAUCAUUGUAUAAUCAUUUAACAGGCACGUUCGAAGAAUGAAUGAUCAAUUUGAGAAAGCGUUUAGAAUUCAAUUUUGGUAGAAAUUUUCUUGCUACAGGUUCGGAAUACACUGGAUCCAUCACUGUCGGGAUACAACACGAAACCGGUCAGUCAGUGUCUCGAUGGAAGCCAGAACUUUGUUCUUCUCUUAAAUAUAUUCUUAAAGAACGUCAAAAACGUAGUGGGUAAAAAAGAUUAAUAUGUAUUUAGCAGCUUCGAACGAAUAGAGAAUGUUUCGAAAUUGUAAAAAAAGUUUAAUUAGAAUUGCAAAAUGCGUCAUCGGCUGUGGCUUGAUUCUUGUUAUCAUGAAAUCGUUUCAUUCGGACAAGAGCGAGGCAGUUCCUGAAUUCGAUGAUUUGGAGCGAUUGAUGAUUGAAGCAGAAAAUGAUAAUUCCAAUCGAAUAUUGGCGGUAAAAAAUACUUGCUCGAAGUACAAUUUAGGAAUCUAUAAGAAAAGUGGAGAACCUUCUAUUUUUAAACAUCCACCUACACCGCAGUACAGUGUUUUCUAUAUAGUCAGGCCUUAUGAUCUAUCGUACUGUCCGAUUUACAAAGCCGGUAGUACAACGUGGAUUUAUAAUUUGUGUCUUCUAAUGAACGCGUCCGAGGAGGAGCUGAACAGCGGAAAGGAGCAGCUAUCGACCAUUGCCCGAAGGUUAAUACCGGAACUAGAGUUCCCAGAAGCUGACCAGGCUUUAAAGGCAACGAAGAAACUACUGGUGGUAAGGCACCCAUUUGAAAGAUUGUUGAGCGCCUAUCGCGAUAAGCUGGAAAACUCUGUGGCUGGAAGGGAACACGGGACACUUCACUUUUAUCGGAAAUACGGCGGCAAGAUUGUUCGAAAGUAUCGCGAAGAGAAUUUCACGAGACCUGGAGAUGAUCAAGUGAUCAGACGGAAAGAUGUGCCUGAACCGGCAGGUACAGAACCCACCUUCAAAGAAUUUGUGAGAUAUUUAAUCGAUACCGAUUUGGCGAGCUACGGAGAUGAUCAUUGGAUGCCUUACUACUUUUUCUGCACACCUUGCCUUGUUAAUUAUGACAUAAUUGCAAAGGUAGAAACAUUGUGGAGGGACCAGAUUUAUACGAUCCAUAAAUUACGACUACAAGAAGUAAUUAAACCGAGAUGGCGACAUAGUGGCGGGCACUCGAAUGUGUCGAGAAUAUAUUUCCGUCAAUUAAACCGAGAUAUGGUAAAAAGAUUAUACGAAAAAUUCAAAUUAGACUUCGAAUUGUUUGAUUACUCGCCUGACGUUUAUUACCAAUAUACCACAUAGAACUUUCUCAAUAAACAAAUUGAUAAUUUUUUAUA
This is a messenger RNA of Megachile rotundata (alfalfa leafcutting bee), 1557 nucleotides long. Its product is annotated as carbohydrate sulfotransferase 11. NCBI's taxonomy places the organism in Eukaryota, Metazoa, Arthropoda, Insecta, Hymenoptera, Megachilidae. The record is from RefSeq and is a predicted model, not a curated record. Gene Ontology annotation, molecular function: sulfotransferase activity. Gene Ontology annotation, cellular component: membrane. Gene Ontology annotation, biological process: carbohydrate biosynthetic process.